Rangifer tarandus platyrhynchus (Svalbard reindeer) is the source of this 579-nucleotide messenger RNA. The record is from the annotation of a GenBank genome assembly. NCBI's taxonomy places the organism in Eukaryota, Metazoa, Chordata, Mammalia, Artiodactyla, Cervidae.
AUGUGGACUGCCUGGAAACCCCGACUCUGGGUGGGAUUCCAAGUCAGGGAGGCUGUUGGCCCAGGAGGUUGUUUUUUUUUUCCUGGUUGUUGCUCUGACAGUCACAAGUGUCUGCUUGGAACUCUCUGUUUGAAAGGUUUUGGCCUUUCAAGUGAAAUGUAUUUUCUGAAAAGUAGAAGCAAGUCAUCCAAGUGUGAAGGUGAAGGUUAUUGCGAAGGUCAACAGGGAGACCCGAUCCGGGGGUGGUAUCAAUCGCUUUGUCACUGGCUCGCUCGGGGCCUUGGGCGAAUCUUGUUACCUCACCGUUGUCUCUGCGUCCUCUCAGCCAAACAGGGGGGCUUCCAGGGCUCCUGGGACGCCCAGUCACCUUGGCCGUCCUGCUGCUAUCUUGGGAGAGGCUUCGAACCCGUGCUGGAGCGCGCUUACUGUGGGAGGUACAUUCGAGAGUCCCUCCUUGCUGCUCUCACCCCAUGCUUUCACUCCUCGGAAAGUAACCUCAAGCUAACAGCCAGUUUGUGCUCAGAGUCCAAAGCCUUUUAUCUACCUUUUCAUUCUCAGAUGCCUUUCCGCCCACUUUGA